GCAAAGAAUUCUUCCUAGGAAAAGACAAUUAUAAAUAGAUCUUUUCCUUCUCGUUCCUGCUUUUCCUGGUCCCACUUCCCUACUUCUCUGGGACCGAUACUUGUGGGUGUUACCUUAAGUGUGAUGAUUUGAGUACUGAAAAGCUUUCUAUUUUCCUCCCCCUUAAGGGUUUUUAAAAGCAAGCCUAGACGUCGCAGCAACCUAAGCAAGCUUGAAAACGUUCUCUUCUCCGCCACAAAACCGGGCUUUUCGAAUGACUGUCCUUUUGAUUUUAGCUUUCUGUACGCAUCCUCCCUUCCCCACUGGUUUGCGCAUGUCCAGUUGAACCAAUCAGUUGAAGGCCAGAUAAACUGUGGCAAUUUUCUUGCCCCAACCCGCAAUACUCCUCUCAACCCAUAAGACAAGAUCUAGCUAGAUCGGGCUACCUACCGCUUCCCACACUUACUCACCCCUUUCCCAACCUUGAAAGGAACACAUCAAACCUCUCCUCCCACAUUCACUCUCCCCCGAUAAUUAGCUGCGGGGUCCAGGCAUUUUCCCAAUCAGCUUGGAUUUUCCAAAAUCCCUUCCUGUUCUUUACAGUAAGUGGAAAUAAAGUUUGUACUCUUUAAGCGGGGUAUGGCUAAACAAAUUGGGGUUCUUGAUUUAAGGUAUUCUGCUGGGCAUAAAAAACGAACGAUAGAAGAAUUUAGGGAGAGAGGUUCAUUUUUUUAAAAACAUUAUUCUUUAAAAGCCCUCUAAAUCUAAAUCUAAAUCCCGCUUCCCCUCCCCUCCUCCCCAUUCCCUGUGACUGCCUUCUAGAUCAUCCAUUAAAUGCCCUCACCUAUGAUUCCUGCGGUUCGGUUUUCCGACCGGCCCCCUAUUGUGACGAUAGUUCCACGGACUGGACGAAUCCAUCGGCACCCGGGUUACAGUCUCUUAGAUACUAACGCUAACUGUCCGCUUCGCUUCAGCUGCGAGCCUAGGAAGAAGCGGACGGAAGCUGCAUUUUUGUAGAAGGAGCUGCACCGUUCCUUGAAGUUUUUCUGUUUUGAACACCUCCAAUUACGAUGAGUGGCAAAGAACAAGAGGGAUCGGACUACUUCCAGAACGCAACCCUGUCUGUGAGAUGGGUGCAAGGAUUCCCUAUGAAGGAAUUGGCUUUUAUCAACAACACCACAAUUUGCUACCCUUGUGGGAAUUUUUUAAUUUUUUUAAAUAUUGAAAAAGAGAGAAAGACUGUUCUACAGUGUAUGAAUGGAAACGUGGGUGCUGUGGCAACUAAUAUUCCUUUCGAAGUGGUGGCUUUUUCAGAUCGGAAGUUUAAGCCCUCCAUCUACAUAUACAACUACCCUGCACUGACCAAAAGGGCAAAAUUAAAAGGGAAUGCUCAGUUGGACUACACUUUACUUCAAUUUAGUCAUUCUGGCAUAUACCUGGCUAGUUACUCUUCGAUUCCUGAACAUGAAGUAACACUCUGGAAUUGGGAAACAAAGGUUAUUUUGUGUAGAAGAUCAGAACCAGGUGUAGAAAUAAAACAGAUGACUUUUAACCCCAAAAACUGGCGCCAGCUGUGUUUAUCCAGUGAAGAUUAUAUGGCUAUAUGGAAUAUUGAAAGAUGUGACAAGGAUCAUUAUUUAAAACCAAAGCAAAUAAAUAUGCCUUCAGAGGAUGGUACUUUUUCAAAAGAGUAUGAGGGAAUCCUCUCCCAAGAUAUCAAAGAUCCUUUCUAUGGACCUGUGUUACCAGUUGCUGCCAUUGCUGGGCUAGUUGGUUUAGAAGCAGAAAAUUUCAAGCCUAAAGAUUUUUUUCAACCCCCGCUUCAUCCUGUUGCACACUGUUGGAACUCAACAAAUGACAUUUAUGUUUGCUGUGAAGAAGGUCAAAUUCUAUUGAUUAAUGGAGAAAGUCUGCUUGUCACUAUACUCUCACAGGUUUCUGAGACACCAGAAGCAUUUAGGGCUACCUGGGCACCUCCAUCCUUGAUGACAUCUGCUGAGAACCUUAUUAAAGAAGAUGAAGAAAACUAUUCUAAGGGCCACAGAAUCAAUUCCAUGGCAGUUUAUAAAGAAAAACUAUUUAUUGCUGGAGAGGAUGGCAUUUUGUGUUCUGUUCAUAUCAAGGAUUAUAACUACACCAUAAAAGACCAAAUAAAUGUGCAAAGUCCUGUGGAGAGUAUUUUCUUUUCUCCUGAUUGUAAACAAUUAUUAAUUCUAACAGAUACGGGAUCCAUUUUUUCCUAUGUGCCUGAAGAAAGUAAAAACAUUCAAACAAUCUUGGAGGCAAGUACUACCAAGGUGCAGGCAAUUGACUUUAUCACACCUGGAAACCAAUACUGCAUGUCAAUAACUGUUUCAGGAGAAUUUUAUAUUUGGAUGGCAGAAGAUGGAUUUCCUAUUAGUAAGUUAUGCCUUAAAACUAAGGUAGGUGCUAUGGCUUGCUGCCCCUCCUCGUUUUCAGUGGCUGUGGGGACCACUACAGGACGUUUAUUGAUCCUUAAUGUUUAUGAUGUCCAAAAUCCAAGACUUGUUCACAAUAUCCUUCUGACCAGUGCUUCUAUACAGCAUAUGAAUUAUGACCAAAAUGGUAUGUUCUUGAUAAUUGGAGCAUCUGAUAGAAAUGUCUUCAUUUUAAGUGCCAAAGCUUCAGAAAUAUUCAAGAUUAUUGGAUAUACAGAGGUGUGUGGUAACAUUUUACAAAUAUCAACGGUUAGUCUUUGGAAUGCCCAGGAAAGUAUAGUAAUGAUCCUUACUGAACCUUCAGAAGAUAGAAGAAGUAAGAUAGAAAUACUCAUUCUGAAAGAAUCAAUCAUAAAAGAUAGUGACCUAUGUAGUGAUGAAAGAGGAAGACUGAAAAAUGAAUUCAUUUUGAGAACAGUGUACGAAACAGAUCAUAUAUUGUCCUCUGCUGUCUUGGAUUUCCACGAUGACAAAUUAUAUGGUUUUUGUAGUCAGGAACCAUAUAUCUGUACAUUUGAGAUUCCUAAAAAGAAAAGCAAAAGCGUGGUUCUCGAACUGCAGAAUAAAAUACCAAGUAAACAUUAUGGAACUGGAAUGUUGUAUCUGUCAUUUCAUGGCCAGUGGCUGGUAUCAAUUGCCAAAGAUGGGAUACUAAGCAUCCGUGAUAUUAAGAGUUUGGAACCAUUUGUCAGGUCACGAUGCCAUUCUUACCAUGGAGAAGGAAUUCAGUCAAUGGCAUUUUCAUUAGAUGGCCAAUUCAUACUAAUGAAUGGCAAAGAAGAUGGUGCCCUUGUUUGCCUUAAAUGGAAGACUAUAAUGGGAAUUCUAAUUCAUGAAUGCAUUGAAUAUCUUGAGGUCUAUCUACCCUCUAUGAAAAAAAGCAUCGAGGAGGAAGAGAAAUUUUUUUUCGAAAUGAAAGAUUCACAGCUCUUUUUGGAUACAUUAUAUGAACAAUCAGGCUAUCACAAAAAACACUCAUUUACUGAGGCCAAGAUCUCAGAUGAGGCCUAUGAAGUUGAAAUUACCUGGUUACAAAAGAAAAACAGAGAGGCCAUCAGAAAAGAGACUAAAGAGUUCAGUGAAAAAAAGAGGCAACUAAAAGAUGGAAUCAAAUCUCUGAAUAAAACUAUUCAGGAUAUGCUGAUGGAAAAUGAGUUAGCAGAUUAUAUUGCACAACUAGACCAAAAAGAAUUCAGUCUAGAUGUUGAAGAAAUUGAAAGACUUUAUGAAGAACGUGAAGAAGAACUGGAAAAGUUGAAAAAGGAAGCAGAAAUGGACAAUCUAGCAAAGAAGUUUUUAUGUCACGUUUUGAAAGAAGAAUGCUGGGACUCCAUGAAAACAAAAGGCACAUCAAUUAAGUCCUUUCAUAACUGUUUGGAGGUUAAAAAUUUCCCAAUGAAAGAACGCAAUCCAGAAGAGCUGGAAGAACUGGAGAGAGUUUUUCAGCUAAGGAAGAUUGAAAUAGCUGAAUAUCAACUACGGAAGGAAAUUGCAGAAGUUUUACCCACAGCUUUAAAAAGACAUGAAAUCGAGGAGGAGGAGGAGGAAGAAGAAGAGGAACCAAAAAUAAAAGAGAGCGGCUUUCUCAAUUAUUUAUUUGGCAGCUUGAGUUAUGAGCUUCUUGAAGACACAAGUUUGUUAUAUAGCCAGUUAGAACUUCAUACCAGAGAAGAGAAAAUCAACCAGAUAAUACUACUGAAGGACAUUAUUUAUAAUAUCAAAACUAAUUUCAAUAAGGAAUUUACUAAUGCACAUCGACAAAAGAAUUUGGAAAUUGCACGAGUGAAGGAAAGAAAUGUAAAUAUUGGUAGAAUUAUUGAUGAUCUCAACCUUAGAGAAAGGAUCUGGCAACCAGAACUUGAAGUCUGUGAAAAUCCAGAGAGGAUGCUAGUUGUAGAAGAUCAUGAGAUAAAAGUUGAAAGAAUCCUUACCCCAUGGGAAAAAGAACAAGCAGAAAUUGCUGAAGCUCUUGAGCUGGAAAGACUUCUUUUAUUUCAGGCAGAUGAUGCAAGACAACGAGCUUUGAUGGAUAUGAUGGGUGGAGUUCUACAAGUCAAGAAAGAAGAUAUUUUGAAGAUGGAAAUUCCUCCACCUGCCUUUACAUUAAAAUCUGAUGCUGUAUGGACUGAAGAUGAAAGGAAACAAUUCAAGGAGUAUGAGAAAAAAGUCAAAGACUUAAAUGAUGAAAGGGAGAAGUAUAAAAAGUCAUUGGAUGCUGAAUUAAAGAGACUUCAAACCUCAGUUUAUGACACAACUCAAACUUUUGAUAAAAUUUUGAAAAGACUCUUUGGAAAGAAGGUGAAAUGUGAUAUGGUUAUCAACCAGGAAGAAUUAAAAAUAGCCAUCAUUUCUUUCUCUUUGCUGAUAGAUGAAGAACUGCUAACAAGAGAAUUAGAAUUGAACAGUUUCCUUGAAAGAAAACAAAGUGAAAAAAUACGUACUUAUGAUGACAUCUACAAUGCUCGUGAAAAACUUGAUGCUUACAGAGAAACUUAUGACAUCUUAAUUGCAGAGGACAAAGUUCUGGAACGAGGAUUUAAAAAAGAAUUUUCUGAGCUUCCUACUUCUCUGGUUGAGACUCUCUACAAAAUGUUCAAACGCCGACCAAGGCAACAUAAGCAAAAGCGACCAGAAGGAGGGCAAAGAUUUACCCCUUAUGAUGAUGAGCAAGGGUUUAUCCAUCUUCAUCAGGAAAACCUUACCCAAUUAAUGAAGGCCAUGAAAGAACUGGAUAAUCCUCAUAAUAUGCCAGAAGGUUUAGAACUUUCAGUCUGGAACAAUUUUUGUGCUCUAAGAAGAUCAAAAGUGGAAAAUGAACAAAAAGUAAAGCAAAAAGCCCUUGUUUUGCUGGAAAUGCAGACCUUCCUCCGGAAGAGAACUGAGGAUGAUGAUAAGGUGCAAGCGGACAUUGAAAAAUGUCUCCAGGAAAUCCACUUAUUACAAGAAGAGAAAAUGAAUUAUCAGCUGAAUUCAACAAUUCAAAUCUUGAUUACACAAGGGCAAGUGGAACUGGAAAAUUUCCAUUUUGUUUUAGAUUUCACAGACUCCAUUCUCAUUAACAGGGUUUUAAUUGAAGACAUAAAUUCUAUAGUCCGGACCCAAGGUCAAAAGAAAAUUGCCAGCAUGAUAGAAAGUAAAAAUUUUCACAAUGGGAUAACUCAGAUUGAAUGGGAACAUAAGAAAAUGGAGAUGGAAAUGGAAGAUUUAAACCAAAAGGCUUGGGAUAUUCAGAUACUGUUUCUUUCAAAAGAACGUCAAAAGUUCCUAAAGGAAGCAAACUAUGAGAUCCUAGUGGGCCACGAGAUUUUUAUAAUGGAGCAGACUCUUGCUAAUAUGGAAAAAACUCACAAAAGAGAGGUGGACUACUUCAAAAAAUUACUCAAGCAACUGGGAAAAUGUAGAAAUAAAGAAGAUGCAGCAAAUUUUACUCUUUCUUGUGAACUACGAAAUGAAAUGGUGUCUCUCUGUGAAAGAAGAGAAAUCUGUAAAACAAUUGGAUCUCAGCUGACUUGUGAAAAUAUUGCCAACAAACGAUAUGAAGCUAUGCUGCAGCAACAAAAGCUUAUAGAUGUUACAAAAAUUCAGGCUGAACAGAUUUCAAUUCUGCAGGCAGAGGUUGAAAGACUAAGAAUGAGAACAUUUCCUGCACUCAUUCAAAUGUAGAAAUACUGAUAGAAAACAAGACAUCACAAUUUUUUAAUUAGUUCUCAUGCUUGAAAUUUCUUUUCUCCAAUGAUAGAAAAACUAAAUACUCUUAAUUUACUGUCCUCUAUCUCUGUCCCUUAAUAGAAAUCGUUGGUCCCUACAAAAUUGUAGAAAUAAAAGUUUUGUUCUGCAUAAAUAAGAGUGUCAAAUACUACAAUAAUGUUCUUUCUAAAAGCAAUGAACAAAAUUUGCACUAAGAUUAUCAGGAAAAUUUUAAAAAGUCUGUUCUAUUAAUUUACCUAUAGAUUUGGCAUUUGUUUUUAAAAAUAAAGCAUGAAAUAUACAUGG
Molecule: messenger RNA, 6431 nt
Organism: Monodelphis domestica (gray short-tailed opossum)
Lineage: Eukaryota; Metazoa; Chordata; Mammalia; Didelphimorphia; Didelphidae
Product: cilia- and flagella-associated protein 43
Biological process (GO): cilium assembly; sperm axoneme assembly
Cellular component (GO): axoneme
Molecular function (GO): protein binding
Source: RefSeq, a predicted model, not a curated record